CUGCAUUUAGGAGGACACUAAUCUCGUUUUCGGUGGACACUCGAAUCCGCACGGGCAAAGAUUACGCCGACCCUGCCAUAAAACUUCCCCGCAAAUUUCCAAAUCUGCCCCCGCGGAAAUGACCGAACUGCCCUCCACUGCCAUGAUUAAAAUCCUCGCCUGUUUCAUUUCCCGUCGAACCAAAGUACGUGACGCAUCUCUCUCUCUAAUUCUCCCUCAUGGAUCCUCCGUCUCGCUCCUCCGUGAUCAUCGUCGGCGCCGGCGUCUCCGGUAUUGCCGCGGCCAAGGUUCUGGCCGAGAACGGCGUGGAGGACAUCGUCAUACUGGAGGCGACGGACCGAAUCGGGGGCAGGAUGCGCAAGGAAGCGUUCGGAGGCGUGUCAGUGGAGCUCGGCGCCGGCUGGAUCGUCGGCGUGGGAGGUAAGGUGCCGAAUCCCGUUUGGGAGCUUGCCGCCAAGUCUUCCCUCCGGACGUGCCUCUCCGACUUCAGUCAUGCUCGCUACAACAUCUACGAUCGCAGUGGGAAGGUGUUCCCGAGGGAAGUCGCUGCCGACUCGUACAGAAAGGCGGUGGACUCGGCUACCGAGAAGUCGAGAAACCAGCAGGAAACGGAUGGCGGUGACUAUUUCUCCGGAGCGACAGAGCCUCCUUCGACGGCGAAGACGCCAUUAGAGCUCGCCAUCGACUUCGUGCUUCACGACUACGAGAUGCCCGAGGCCCAGCCUAUACCGACUUACCUUGAUUAUGGGGAAGGAGAAUACUUAGUGGCGGACGAGAGGGGAUACGAGGAAUUGGUACGCAAAAUGGCGCACGAUUUUCUUGUUACGUCCGAGGGCAAGAUUUUGGACAGUCGUCUUCAGCUCAAUAAGGUUGUCCGGGAAAUACAACACUCGAGCAGCGGAGUUACUAUUACUACAGAGGAUGGUUAUGUCUACAGUGCCAAUUAUGCCAUUUUGUCCGUUAGCAUUGGGGUUCUCAAGAGUGACCUCAUCUCGUUCCGGCCAUCCAUGCCCAGAUGGAAGAUGGAGGCGAUAGAGAAGCUUGACGUGACGGUGUACACGAAAAUCUACCUAAAGUUUCCUGAAAAGUUCUGGCCUUGUGGACCCGGGAAAGAGUUCUUCAUGUAUGCACACGAACGGAGAGGUUAUUACACAUUUUGGCAGCACAUGGAGGAUGCAUACCCUGGUUCCAAUAUUCUGGUUGUGACGUUGACAAAUGGAGAAUCAAAGCGUGUGGAGAGUCGAUCUGACGAAGAAACACUGAAAGAGGCUAUGGAGGUGCUUAGGGAUAUGUUUGGGCCCAAUAUACCUAACGCCACCGAUAUACUCGUGCCCCGCUGGUUGAAUGACAAGUUUCAGCGUUGCAGCUACAGCAAGUACCCCGUCAUAUCUAAUCAUCAGGUCGUUCAAAGCAUUAAGGCCUCGGUAGGACGCAUCUUUUUCACUGGUGAACACACAAGCGAAAGAUUCAGCGGUUAUGUACAUGGUGGAUACCUCGCAGGCAUAGACACAAGUAAGGCUUUGUUGGAGGAGAUGAGGAAGGAGAAGGAAAGGAAAAGCGAGUUGGUAGACCCAUGAGAUUAGAAGACUCUCAAGUGGACUUGCCCAUCAAUCAUAUGAUUCCCAUUCAAAUAAUUGACAAUAACAUUUAUAAACUUUCUAAAUCAGCAUGACCUGCUAAAGGCAAAAAUUAAAUCCAAUCAGCUCUGCCUUUC
Messenger RNA from Syzygium oleosum, 1714 nucleotides. RefSeq names its product polyamine oxidase 1-like. Gene Ontology annotation, molecular function: polyamine oxidase activity. Gene Ontology annotation, biological process: polyamine catabolic process. Bases 219 to 1577 code for a protein of 452 amino acids. The record is from RefSeq and is a predicted model, not a curated record. The transcript is spliced from 10 exons. Lineage: Eukaryota; Viridiplantae; Streptophyta; Magnoliopsida; Myrtales; Myrtaceae.